GCGGGCAUUCCGCGUACAAAGUGGAUAGUGGGGGUUAGUUACGGCGGAAUCGCAAAUAUUCGGUGAUGGUGGUGCGCGACAAGGGUGAUAAAAAAAGCAGUGUCGCGAGAACGUGAAUUUGGACGGGCCUAGUGAAUACGCGAGGCCAUGCGUCCGUUUUACGUCGCGUUUACACACGUCGCUGCACGAUCUCGUAGCGUCGCGAUGCCUUUGCUCGCGUCGUUCCUCGCAAUUACGCAAUGAUUAGUCGUCACGAUGUUGGAUCCGGGGUGUUAGGAUCGUUUGUGACUUUGUUCGAUCGAAAGAUAUCUUUCUCGAUGGUUGAUCGUGGAUGAACAGUUACCAGCAUGAGCUUUUGGUCCCGCAGACGAUUUCAUAUCACUCCGCUACAAGCGUUCGCGGCGCUGUUUCUCAUGAUCGUGCUGUUCUGGUACAGCCUCAGUCGGCAAGAGACACCUCGGCAACCGUGCAGCGUGCCGGAGGAAUUCACGGAGAAGCUACACGAACUUACCUACAGGGUCCACUUAGUGCUAGCGAAACUGAGCAUCGUGCACUUUCUGUGCUUCGGAGGACUCUGGGGUCAAGUUCGAAUCGGUCGUGCCUUGCCAUGGGCACGUAAGGUCGAGCUUUGCUUGGUCGACACUCUCAGAGACGAUGUCCUAAUCACGAAAGCAUUUCGUCAAGCUGCUUUGAGCGCUACAUACCUGCACGCGGCCGGUGUGUAUCGCAUCCAGGAACACGGGGUCGACGAAGAUGCGCCCAAGGUGGAGGUCGUCGUCUUCGAGAAGGAUGCUGUGACACGAAUGGUAAGAAGAGUAGGUUGGACAAGAAGGGUGUUGCCUCCGGACUGCGAAUUUUCCCCCAGUCUACAAUGUUUUCCACCUCGGCUUAUAAUUCCUCCCUUACCGGCGAAACUGUUCGGUAGUCGAUUAAUACCUGUCCCUAGAGGAGGCAUCGAAUUGCAAAAGUAUCACUAUCCUAACGAUUGGUGGCUCGAGGUGAAACCCACCGACUGCACCGAGCUACAAGAAACCAACGCGUAGUGCUACAUUUCAUAGUAGACACGAUAUAUUCCCGACGUAACGAUAAAUCUUUCGAACAGACAACCGAAGAUGUCCUCUAGGAUUACUAAAGAAAGGACAAAAUGGAGCGCGUGUGUUACCUCUGUCCGGUCCUAUUACGAAAGCAUUUUUAUUUUUCAUACACUCGUUUCACGAAACUGUUAGAAAUAUAUAAUUCGAGACUUGGAAUUUAUUAAAAAAUUGGUAAUGUAAAAUCGAAGAUUCGUAUUGAGAAGGAAGCUAUAUAUAUCAGGUUGUCCGAAAUGUUUCUUUCUGUUUUAUAAGGAAAUAAUAGACGCGCAAUGUUUUUUGUUUUAUAUUAGUUUGCUGAAUUAUGCAGGAACGUAAUAAUAGAAAUAGAAGGAAAUGGAUCACACCUAAUUCGAUAAAAUAAUAUAAAACAGAAAUUGCCGUUCGUCUAUUAUCGCCUUAUGAAACGAAAGAAACUUUUCGGACAAUCUAAUAUAUAUUGUUUAUUUUAUAAUACGAAUCGUUGCGUUUGUUUGAACAUACGGCAACGUGCAAGAGUUUCUGACCAAAUAGAUUUUCAGUUUACAUUUUAAAAGCGACAUUCUAAAGAAUUUUAACUAUACGGUACACGGUAUAAUUUAACAAUAACGAUUGUUAUUUAGCAAUUAUUACGAUAUGAAGGAAAUUUUUGUUAUAUCUUUUACUUGCUAUGCCUUUAUCUAGUAAUGAAUUCUUUUAGAUCUCGUUUUUGGAAUAUAAAAUGGAAACUUGCGUAUAGUUUGCGUUCCGUGAAUGUAACAUAUAAAGGAAUCUCAUAGUAUUAGUUUUGAUAGUUAUAAAAUUUAAUUUAAGAAUCGUACAUAAAACACAUCAUGGUGGAUGAUCGAUCGUUAAAAUCAUCGGUGAAAGUUCGAGUCUUAUUUUUAAAGGCUUUCGGACAAUGUUGUUCUUUCGGCUAUUAAAAGACAGUUGAUGGAUGUAAUUAUCCGCGAAUAACAGGUUUCGGUAACGACAUUGGUGAUGUUCUAGGUAAAAGUCGCUCCAAAGAAAGUAUCACGAAUUAUAGCCAAGAUACGCGAGAAAAGUUUCAACGUUCGGUCGUCGAAUAAGAAAUUUUGUGCUUGGGAUUUUAUACGAGCGUUGAAACUUUAUAGUUUCUGUCAUUGUAUCGACAGAAUCUUACGCUCUCGCGACCGAAAUUAUCGAUCGCAACACCCAUGAGAAAUAUCGGAGACAAAUAUAUAAUAAACCAAAGAAACAAUUAGUUUGCUGGGUGGCACGUAAACGGGGAAAAUGAGAUUUUCCAAGCGUAAAUUAGAACUUAUGAAAGUUAGACAAUUGUAAAAUAGGAAAAUUAUUCCUCGUAAGGAGCUGAAUAUUCGUGGGAAUCUUCAUACUUUACACGCUAUGAUUUCAUUUAGCGAACAGCAAAUAUCAGAGACAAGUCUGAUAAUGAGCGUGAACCCUUUGCACUUUGCCGAUUGCUUUAAUGAUUACAAUUUACAAUUUAUAUGAAAUACCAAAAUUUCAUUUCGUAGGAAAUUAUUUAAUUUCCAUAUUCUUGAUCUUGCUCGAUUUAAUUUCUCCACGUUCUUUGAAUCAUAUUUGAUUCAAUUGCUUUUUCUAUUUAAAAACCUAGGUAAUAUUUUUAAGUUUGCGACAGAUAUGAAAGAAUCGUUAUUAGUAUAAAGAAUUUCACACAUUUAUUCGAUGGCAGUAUUUGUCUCAAAACAUUGGAAGCCUUUUUUAUUUCUUGGAACGAGACCCAGAGAUAUAAAAACUGGAAGACUGUAACACGAGUCCGUGAUACAUUUUUCAAGGUAUUUUAAAUAAUAAAAUAUCUUGGCCCGUCGUGUAAUAUAAACGUUAUACGAAGAUACAGUAUAUCACACGCGAUGUAUUGUCUGUAGACCUAGCCGACGCAUAUUAUAACACGUAUACGAUAUGUUGUCGCAUUUCUGUCACUCUGAGACAAGACGUUAGGUUGUCAUUAGUAUAUCGCGAAUGCAAAGGGUUGAAUUUACCAUAAAUUAUACACAGACAGAAUCGCACUAAGAUGAUGUAAAUUGGACAGUAAGCGACACUCUCCUGUCUAUGAUUGUUGAUAAGUCACCCAGAUACUUUUGCGUAAGGUACGAUUUAAUUUGUAUAUAAAUCAAAUUUUUCUUGUAUCUGUCCAAAUUAAAAAAUCUCAAGUUAUUUCCAUUUUUGAAGCUACAAUUUUUCAUCAAAUUUGUUUGAUUCUCUUCUUUUAAAUUGUAUAAUUCUUCGUUAAAUCUUAUUGCGAUUCUGUGUAUGCCUACCGUAAAUGGUAUUUACAUAAGCAACCUAACAAUCUCUAUGUCUAUUAACUACUUUGAUCCGAAACGUGAAAAGAUACAGAUAUGCUUCUUUCAAAGCUUUGAUAGUACAAUUAUUUAUACGACUAUUUGUACCGCUUUUUAAACGCUAUAUCAACGAAAACAAACGUUCCAAUUUUUCCACAUUUCUACAAACUCGUCGAAUUCCUCUCGAAUUAACGUUACAUUCGCAUCCUUCGAUCAUCGUCGUUAAAAGUACUUUCUUCAUCGUCGUUUCAUCCAAUUGUAUUCUGAUUCACGAACGUGGUAUGUUUUUCACGAUAAUUCAUAUUGAUUUCGCUGUGAACGUUGAAACGUGUUUGCGUCGACUUUAUUACAGUGCCACGUAAUUGAAAAUGUAAAGACGUUCGUGUAAAAGCGAACGACAGUUGCCGCUUA
Molecule: messenger RNA, 3769 nt
Organism: Bombus pascuorum
Lineage: Eukaryota; Metazoa; Arthropoda; Insecta; Hymenoptera; Apidae
Exons: 4
Coding region: 348-1043 (231 amino acids)
Source: RefSeq, a predicted model, not a curated record